UGGGAGGAAUGGUUUAUGUUGAUUUAUUGGGGGGAAACCCACUUGGAAGUUAGCAUCUCACUCACUCACACUCUGUCUUACAGCUAGCUGCUGAUACCUUCCCUCAUAAUGUGGCUUUCCAAUGUUAGGUGUCUUCUAGAGUUCCUUCCUUCAUACUAGUACAAAAACACCCUCACUCACUUCAAGUUUUUGCCUUUUAUGUUCCACAUUUUGUUAAAUGCAGAGCCUUCAAGAGGGUUCCUUCACCUUCCAAUAAGAAUAUGAAACCUUCCUUCUUUUCUCUUCCUUUCCAUUGUUUCUCAGAUCCAACUCUUUAGUGUUUUUUUGUUGAGAACUGUGAAUCUGCAUCCAAAAAUGGCUCCUAGAUUGGAUUUUUCCAACUGGGGUUUCAAGGAUUCAGAGAGAGGAACACCAGUGGUAGUGAAAAUGGAGAACCCCACUUUCUCUGUUGUGGAGAUAAACGGUGCAGACGCUGCGUUUAGGCCAGUAGAGAAGAACCGUGGCAAGAAUGCCAAGCAGGUCACAUGGGUUUUGCUUCUCAAGGCUCACCGUGCUGUUGGCUGUGUCUCUUGGCUCGCCACCGUGCUGUGGGCGUUGCUCGGAGCCAUUAAGAAGAGGUUGAUUCAUAGGGAGAGUGAGAAUUUGGAUAAAGGGAGGUUACUGUUUAGAGUCAUUAGAAUGUUCCUGGUGACUUCAAUGGUUGUUCUGGGGUUUGAGGUUGUUGCUUACCUGCAAGGUUGGCAUUUUGGGAAUCCUAGGUUGUUGCACAUUCCUCGUACCUCGGAUUUGCAAGGGUUGUUCCACAUGGUUUAUGUUGCUUGGGUAACGUUUCGCGCCGAGUACAUUGCUCCACCAAUUCAGGCUCUUACCAUGUUUUGUGUUGUUAUGUUUCUUAUCCAAUCGGUGGAUCGUUUGCUUCUUUGCUUGGGGUGCUUUUGGAUGAAAUUCAAGAAGGUUAAGCCACAGAUUGUUGGAGAUCCCUUCGAGAUUGAUGAUGUAGAAGGAUCUGUGUGCAAUUAUCCCAUGGUUCUGGUUCAAAUUCCAAUGUGUAAUGAGAGGGAGGUAUACGACCAGUCUAUUUCUGCAGUGUGCCAACUUGAUUGGCCAAGGGAUCGUUUACUGAUUCAAGUACUUGAUGAUUCUGAUGAUGAGGACAUCCAGUGGUUAAUUAAAGCAGAGGUCACUAAGUGGAACCAAAAGGGAAUUAACAUAAUCUAUCGGCAUCGCUUAAUCAGGACUGGAUAUAAAGCUGGAAAUCUUCAAUCUGCAAUGGGCUGUGACUAUGUGAAAGACUAUGAGUUUGUUGCAAUUUUUGAUGCAGACUUUCAACCAAAUCCUGAUUUUCUUAAGCAAACUGUGCCACAUUUCAAGGACAACCCUGAACUAGGUUUGGUGCAAGCUAGAUGGUCUUUUGUGAACAAGGAUGAAAAUUUGUUGACUCGUCUCCAAAACAUUAAUUUAUGCUUCCAUUUUGAAGUAGAACAACAGGUCAAUGGGGUAUUCCUCAAUUUUUUCGGUUUCAAUGGAACUGCUGGUGUUUGGAGAAUUCAAGCCCUAGAAGAGUCCGGGGGCUGGCUGGAGCGGACAACCGUAGAAGAUAUGGACAUUGCUGUCCGAGCUCAUCUUCAUGGUUGGAAGUUUAUCUUCCUAAAUGAUGUGAAGGUACUUUGUGAAGUUCCUGAGUCAUAUGAAGCUUAUAGGAAGCAGCAACACCGCUGGCAUUCAGGUCCUAUGCAACUUUUUAGGUUGUGCCUUCCCGCAAUUUUGAAAUCUAAGGUCUCAGCAUGGAAGAAAGCAAACCUAAUACUGCUAUUUUUUCUGUUAAGGAAACUAAUCCUUCCCUUUUACUCCUUUACCUUAUUUUGCAUAAUUCUUCCUUUAACCAUGUUUGUCCCAGAGGCAGAACUUCCUCUAUGGGUGAUCUGCUAUGUGCCUGUGUUCAUGUCAUUCCUUAACAUUCUUCCUGCCCCGAAAUCUUUUCCUUUCAUCGUUCCCUACCUCCUCUUUGAAAACACCAUGUCUGUCACCAAAUUCAAUGCAAUGGUAUCUGGACUCUUCCAAUUGGGAAGCUCUUAUGAAUGGGUUGUCACGAAGAAGGCUGGAAGGUCGUCGGAGUCCGAUUUACUCGCCGCUGCGGAAAGGGAAGCCAAAUCAAUAGAUCAACCAAAGAUACAUAGAGGAGCUUCUGAUAGUGAACUUGUUGAGUCACGCCAUUUCAAGGAACUCAAAGAAGCAGCUCCAACACCUGUUAAGAAAACUAAUAAGAUAUAUAAGAAAGAGCUCACUUUGGCAUUCCUUCUUCUCACAGCUUCUGUGAGGAGUUUGUUAUCUGCACAAGGAGUUCACUUCUACUUUCUGCUUUUCCAAGGUAUUACCUUCCUUCUUGUUGGUCUUGAUUUGAUUGGAGAGCAGAUGAGCUAGUUUUCAUUCAAUACAGCGAAAAAAAGUGUAGACGAAAUGCAACUUCUGAUUUACCAUCCAAGUUGCAGUCCAGCAACAAAAUCAGCAAUGAAGUAAAGUUGAAUAGUUUUUCCUUCAUGAAAUUCCUACUACAGGAUCAUUGAUUGCACUUACCCAAAACAAAGCUUCCCUGUUACUCAACUCUAUCCAUUUUGCAUUCACAGUUCACACUAUAUAUCCUAAGUAUUCCAUAGGGAGCUGGUCAUUGUAAUCUUACAGAUAUCGAAUUCUUGUUAAUCUGUUUUAGGUAGGUGUAUAAAAAAAUUUCAGUUUUCUUCAUUGUAUUCUUGGGUUGUGUUUGGGAUUGUAAGUUCUGAUUCAGAGUUUCCAGUUUUACCAUUCCAGAUUUCUUAGAGCAAAGUGCAUCUUUCUGUACAUUCGUUAGUAUCUAAUGUAAACAAUAAUAAUUUUUAUUCCCUCUA
Messenger RNA from Lotus japonicus, 2882 nucleotides. Its product is annotated as probable xyloglucan glycosyltransferase 5. Gene Ontology annotation, molecular function: glycosyltransferase activity. The record is from RefSeq and is a predicted model, not a curated record. Bases 355 to 2421 code for a protein of 688 amino acids. NCBI's taxonomy places the organism in Eukaryota, Viridiplantae, Streptophyta, Magnoliopsida, Fabales, Fabaceae. Gene Ontology annotation, cellular component: Golgi apparatus. The transcript is spliced from 5 exons.